UCAAAAGCUCACAAAAUCAACUGAAAAAACUUCAUAGAAAUUCAUAAAUCCAUCAAUCCAUCUUCAAGCAGAGAUCGAAAGAGAAGAAUCAAGGUCGAGGGAUGGAAUUACAGAGCGGAUUCCCUCUACUACGACAGCAAUUCAAGGCGUUAUACUGGAAGAACGUACUCCUUUCAUGGCGGCAUAAGAGAUCUACUUUCACUCAGCUAUUCUCAUCACUCUUCUUCAUAUUCCUCAUAUUCUGUAUCCAGAAAGCAAUUCAAGCUAGAUACGCAACAACUACUUCAUACAAGAACGUUUUCGAUGAUUCAAAACCGCUCAUCUCUCCUCCAAUCAUCGCCUGCGAGGAUAAGUUCUAUACGAAGGUUCCUUGCUUUGAUUUCGUUUGGAGCGGUAAUGAUAGCUCUAGAAUCGUUGAGGUUGUUCGUCGAAUUAAGGCUAAUAAUCCUGGAAGACCUAUUCCUGAUGAUAAGGUGAUAUCAUUCAGAACACGAUCCGAAGUGGAUACAUGGCUUUUGGAUAAUACAAUGCGUUGUCCCGGUGCACUCCAUUUCAUAGAUAGAAAUGCUACUGUUAUUAGCUAUGGAUUACAGACUAAUUCAACCCCAUCGGCAAAGAGAGGACAUUUUGAAGAUCCCACAUUAAAAUUCCAAAUCCCUCUUCAAAUUGCUGCUGAGCGUGAAAUUGCUAGGACCCUGUUGGGAGAUCCAAAUUUUAGCUGGGUUGUUCAAUUGAAGGAGUUUGCACACCCGGCUUUGCAAAUUCUUUCUGCAGUGGGUACAGUUGGCCCAACCUUUUUCCUUGUGAUUGCAAUGUUUGGUUUUGUUUUCCAAAUGAGUUCUUUGGUAACUGAAAAAGAGCUGAAGCUUCGCCAGGCAAUGACAAUAAUGGGUCUCUAUGACACUGCAUAUUGGUUAUCAUGGCUUUCUUGGGAAGGCAUGAUCACUGCCCUCUCUGCACUUUUUAGUGUUCUCUUUGGGAUGAUGUUCCAGUUUGACUUCUUCUUGAACAAUAAUUUUGCUGUUCUGUUCUUGCUGUUCUUCCUCUUCCAAUUGAAUAUGACUGGUUUUGCUUUCAUGCUAUCAGCCUUCAUAAGCAAGUCAUCUUCAGCUACAACUGUUGGUUUCUCCUUAUUCAUAUUUGGAUUUUUGGCACAGCUUGUUACGCAAUUUGGUUUUCCAUAUAGCAGUAAUUUCUCAGACACAUAUCGUUUUAUUUGGUCAUUCUUCCCACCAAACCUGUUGGCAGAGGGCCUGUUAUUGCUUUCAGAUGCAACUUCAACACCAGAGGAUGCUGGUAUCAGCUGGAGUAGAAGAGCUAAGUGUGCACCUAAUGAUCAAGAGUGUGUUAUGACAAUGAAUGACAUAUUUAUAUGGCUUGUUGCAACAUUCUUCCUGUGGUUUGUUUUGGCAAUCUACUUUGACAACAUUAUCCCAAACAGUUCUGGUGUAAGAAAAUCUGUUUUCUACUUCUUGUAUCCUGGUUAUUGGACUGGAAAAGGUGGCAGCAGAGUGCAAGAGGGUGGUGUUUGUAGCUGUAGAGGUUCAAUUCCCCCAUUUGAAGCAACACAACCAGAUGAUGGAGAUGUGCUAGAAGAAGAAAUUACUGUCAAGAAACAAGUUAGAGAAGGCGUAGACCCAAGCAUUGCUGUGCAAAUACGUGGUUUUGUGAAAGUAUAUCCUGGUACAACCAAGAUAGGUUGCUGUAGAUGCAAUAGAACAUCAAACUAUCAUGCUCUUAAGGGAUUAUGGGUAAACUUUACAAAGGAUCAGCUGUUCUGUCUUCUUGGACCUAAUGGAGCUGGAAAAACUACAGCAAUUAAUUGUUUAACCGGUAUAACACCUGUGACGGAAGGAGAUGCACUAAUCUACGGUCAUUCAGUGAGGAGUGCAGCAGGCAUGUCAACCAUUAGAAGAACAAUAGGAGUUUGCCCCCAAUUUGAUAUUCUAUGGGACGUAUUGAGUGGUGAAGAGCACCUCCAUCUUUUUGCUGCUGUUAAAGGGCUUCCACCAUCAUCAAUCAAUGAUAUUACGAAGAAGUCAUUAGCAGAGGUGAAACUCGCUGAAUCAUCCAAAACAAGAGCUGGCAGUUACAGUGGAGGAAUGAAACGUCGCCUCAGUGUGGCGAUAGCCCUAAUUGGUGAUCCAAAGCUGGUCAUCUUGGAUGAACCGACAACUGGUAUGGAUCCAAUCACCAGAAGACAUGUUUGGGACAUAAUUGAAUCUUCAAAAAAAGGACGCGCCAUUAUAUUAACUACUCAUUCAAUGGAAGAAGCUGACAUUCUAGGCGAUCGUAUAGGAAUUGUGGCUAAAGGUAGAUUGCGCUGCAUUGGAACAUCAAUCAGGUUAAAGUCCAAAUUUGGAACUGGUUUUGUUGCCAAUGUAAGCUUCUCUAGAGGUGUUGGUGGAACUCCUGUUAGAGGGGAAGAUGUUGCAACUAUGGAACAUCAAUUGAAUGUGAAAAAAUUCUUCAAACAACAUUUGAAUGUCACUCCUAAAGAGGAAAACAAGUCAUUCUUGACCUUUGUCAUUCCUCACGAUAAGGAGGAUCAAUUGUCGAACUUCUUCGAGGAACUCCAAGAUAGACAGCAAGAAUUUGGCAUAGGCGAUAUCCAACUCGGUCUUACAACUCUUGAGGAAGUUUUCUUGAAUAUUGCAAAGAAAGCCGAGGUAGAAAGUGCUGCAGCUGAGGGAACUAUGGCUACUCUCACUUUAACAUCGGGAAGUUUAGUGCAGAUACCAGUGGGAGCUAGAUUCAUAGGGAUACCAGGAACAGAAAGUCCAGAAAACCCUAGAGGAGUUAUGGUUGAAGUAUUUUGGGAGCAGGAUGAUUCGGGUACUCUAUGUAUAUCGAGUCAUUCACCAGAAACUCCGAUACCAUCUCAUGUUCAACUUACUAUCCCAAGAUCAAAUUCUCAAAGAUUUUCAUUAGGAAGUGGAGCACCUGUUCGAGGCUUCCUUAUUGAUCCUUCUCAAAUUACGAAUUCCUCAUGAAUACAGAAGACGACCAGUUUUAACAUUAAAAUGAUGAGGCUAUGAAGAUUGAAACUUGAUUUUGUAAUAUUAUCAUUCUCAUGUACUUUUGUUAUUCAGGUUAGUAUUUUAUGUUCAUACAUUGCAACUGUUUUUAAAACAUUUAUUUAUUUUGUCACA
Molecule: messenger RNA, 3152 nt
Organism: Impatiens glandulifera
Lineage: Eukaryota; Viridiplantae; Streptophyta; Magnoliopsida; Ericales; Balsaminaceae
Product: ABC transporter A family member 2-like
Exons: 16
Coding region: 102-2993 (963 amino acids)
Biological process (GO): transmembrane transport; lipid transport
Cellular component (GO): membrane; intracellular membrane-bounded organelle
Molecular function (GO): ATP binding; lipid carrier activity; ATP hydrolysis activity
Source: RefSeq, a predicted model, not a curated record